Messenger RNA from Megalobrama amblycephala (Wuchang bream), 2241 nucleotides. RefSeq names its product ras-related C3 botulinum toxin substrate 1-like. Gene Ontology annotation, cellular component: dendritic spine; cell cortex; plasma membrane. The transcript has a single exon. Gene Ontology annotation, biological process: regulation of actin cytoskeleton organization; actin filament organization; cortical cytoskeleton organization. Lineage: Eukaryota; Metazoa; Chordata; Actinopteri; Cypriniformes; Xenocyprididae. The record is from RefSeq and is a predicted model, not a curated record. The coding region runs from base 886 to 1464 and encodes 192 amino acids. Gene Ontology annotation, molecular function: GTP binding; GTPase activity; protein kinase binding.
UCAUCAGGUGUCUCCACUAAUUGUCAAUCAUCACUCAAUCAUCAAUCAAUUAUCUCAUUAACUUUAACACUGCUUCAGUGUUACUUUUUCACUUCAAUGUUACUUCUUCAGUGUGUAAAAUAUAUAUAUAUCUCAUUAUAGUCAACAAUUGUACGCGGUCAAAGCCAAUUUUGUAGGGUCAAUUUUUGUACUGUUAAAUAAAGGUACAAAAUUGUCACUAAAGGUACAAAAAUGGUCUCUUAAGGUACAAAUCACAAGGGUACAAAUUUGUACCUUUGUACCAUUGUACCCCUAAAGGUACAAUUUUGUACUUUUAUUUCUGAGAGUGUACUGACAAAUGCUUAGAUGAGGCUGAAUCAUAAAACACUGUCAAAGGUUGUACAUUCACAAUUGCAUUACUGAUGCUUUCAUAAAAAAAAAUUCAUAAAGUCCUUACUACCUAACUGUAAUGGAUUAUUCAGUUCAGAUGAUGUCUCUUUGUUUGUUAGUGAAAUUUUGGAAAAUGUUAGAACGAAAAAAGUUAGCUGGAUUUGUUACUGAUUUACUGAAAUUACAUUAUAAUGUUAUAAAACAACAUCUAUGGAAACACAAGGUCAAUUCUGAAAGAUGAACAUUGUGUAAUACACGGCCCCUCUGUGAACCCUCUGAUCUCAGGGAGUGGCUGUUUGUUUAACAGUGAACAUUUAACUGGAACAUGCGUUCACAUGCAGUUGGCAAGCUAACUUUACUCAGGCAAAUUUGAGCAAAAUUAAAUAUUUUCUUUUUUUUAUUCUGCACUUCUUUUAUUUUUCGAGUGGACUCGCUGUGUUGUUGAAUUGUGAAGGUUAUCCUGAUCGGAGCAGGGUUUAUAGAUUCAUUCGCAUAUAAAGCUGAGUGCUAACACAGAUGCAGACUGUAAAGUGUGUGAUCGUCGGGGACACGGCUGCGGAAAAAACAAAGCUUCUGAUCAAAUACACCACCCCUGCUUUUCCCAGUGAGUACGUCCCCACUGUGUUUGAUGGUUAUGCUGUCACUGUGAUGGUCGAUGGGAAUCCAGUGACCCUGGGACUGUUUGAUACAGCGUCACAGGAGGAUUACGACAGGCUUCGACCACUUUCCUACCCUCAGACGGAUGUGUUCUUGAUCUGUUUCUCUCUUGUGGACCCGGACUCGUUUGGGAGCGUCCGUGAAAAGUGGUAUCCAGAAGUCAGACAUCAUUGCCCCAACGCUCAGAUCAUUCUAGUCGGGACUAAACUUGAUCUGAGAGACGACAAGGACACCAUUGAAAAGCUGAAAAAGAAGAAACAAAUCCCCAUCACCUGCCAUGAAGGCCGGGCUAUGGCUGAAGAAAUAGGAGCCGUGAAGUACCUGGAGUGCUCAGCUGUAACACAGAUGGGGCUUAAGACGGUGUUUGAAGAGGCCGUCCGGGUGACUCUGGACCCGUCCCUGGUGAAGAAGAGAGAGAGAAAGUGUUUACUUAUCUGAACUGACGGACACACUGCAACAUCUGAGAGGAGAAGACAAUGGAGGCAAGAAUAAUAGGAAACUGUGGGGUGAUUUUUUUUUCUUCUUCUUUUUUUGUGAAUAUGGAUCAGUUUACUGGUUAUGAUUUAAUGGCACAUUGUUGUUGUUGUUUUUUAAUACAUUUGUCUAACCAGGCACAUAUUAGUUUAUAUCAACAAAUUUUGGUUUGUUAAAAAAUAUAUUGGCUUGAAUAACUAUAUAUUAGUUUGUUCAAUUAUUUAUUGUUUAGUCAAGUAUACCCUAGUGAAAAACUAUACUUAAGCACAAUUUAUUCAUAUGCACACUAUAAAUUGGUAUACUUAAACUAUGUUAAAUUGAAACAACUCAUUUUGUAGUAAAUGCAUUUUAGUUGUCCAAAAGUUCAGUGGAACUAUCCAAGUAUACUUAAGUACACUUUAAAUAUCUACUCUUAAGUUUUGAAAUGCAGAAAUCCCAUUAUCUCUACACACUUCAACUCUAAAUUCCCACAACUGCUCCUGACGUAAAACACAAUGAAAUUAUUUGACAGUUUGACGCUGCGGAUUUAAACGUGAUGCAUGAAUUGAAAUUAAUUUAAUACAUUUUACAUAGUUACUUUUCAUGCAGUUAACAAUUUAUUUGAAAUUUUAACUUUUUUGUGUAAUUUUUUGAGGACUGGUCAGUAUAAUUUUAAUAAUUCAUAAUAUUUUGACAGUCCAAAGGGCUGCAAUGGGCCAUUACAGUAGCAUUAAGGCGAGACACUACAGGUGAAUAGGGAUU